AUGUCCUUCUCAUUUGGAUCUACUGCUUCUCAAGCUACUCCGUUUGGGUCAAGUUCUAAACCAUCAUUUUCAUUUGGGAGUACUAACACUGCUACAACAAGUCAAGCAGGAUUUAGUGGAUUUGGAACUAGUACCACUUCAUCAGGUUUUGGUAGCUUUGGUUCAACUUCAACUGCCUCAGCAACACCCUUUGGUGGCCUAGGAAGCACUCCAGCGUCUACAGCCCCAUCCCUGUUUGGGGGUACCACUUUUGGAAAUACAGCUGCUAAACCAAAUACAGGAUUUGGUACAGGAACUUUUGGAGCAAAUACUGGAUUUGGCACUGGUACGUCAAAUUUUGGUAGUACAGCACCAUCAUUUGGAGCCAACACAUUUGGCACAGGAUCUACCUUUGGAUCAACAUUUGGUAAACCAACAACAACAGGAUUUUCUGGAUUUGGCACUGGACUCGGAACCACUUCAGCAUUUGGGCAACAGCAACAACCACAGCAACAGCAACAGCAGCCCCAAGGACCAACAAAUGCCCAUGAAGCACUUGUAGCUGCUGUGUUCAAUUGCAAUGUAUUUGGAGAUGAAAGGGACCAAGUUUUAGCUAAAUGGAAUUUAUUGCAGGCUCAAUGGGGCACUGGUCAAGCUUACUAUAAUAGAAAUGCACAACCGCUUGAGUUAAAUGAACAAAAUCCAUUAUGCCGGUUCAAGGCUGUGGGAUAUUCAAGGCUUGGCGGUAAAGAGGACAAAGAUGGACAUGUCGCUAUGAUGUUUAACAAACCAGAACAGGAAAUAAAGAGCAAUCAGCAGGGAUUUAUUACUUCGUUGGCUGGCCUUCUUGGCAAUAAGCCGAAUUUAGUUGCCAAUAUCGAGACUGUCAAAGCCGUGUCAGAUAAAAAAUGUCAGGUGGUGGUAUACAUAGUGGAUAAAGGUGCGGGUGGGUGCCAUAUUAACGCGUCUGAAUUGAGCUCGUUUCUCAACAAUGGAGCGGCUCGGAACACACUGACUGGUGCGGGAUGCACCAGCAUAACCCCAGUUACAAGACCAACGCCACAGAUGUUAGAUCAGUACUUACAGGCUCCACCGCCAGGUAUGGAUAUGCGCCUUUGGAAACAAGCUCAAGCUGACAACCCUGAUCCAGAAAACUACAUUCCUGUGCCCAUUAUUGGAUUUUCUGAGAUCAAAUUCCGUGCACAAUGCCAAACAUCAGAGUCUGGUCUGCAAGCCAGCUAUCUUCGUAAAGCGUCUGAAACAUUGAGCGAAUUGCGCACGCGUCGUGCCGCAUCCGCAGCGACUCUUGCGCAGCUAACAGCGCGAUUUCACUCCUUGAGACACACUUUAUUGCAGGUGAUUGCACGCCAAGAAGUCCUCGGACGUGUCGGCGCAGCUUUAAGUCCCGAGGAAGAAGCGUCUCGAGCGAGAUUACAAGAAUUAGCCACGCAACUGGCGGCUCCGCCCCUCUAUAAUGGUCGAUUGAAUGAGCUAUUAUGUGCGGUGCGACUUCAGCGCAGCGCCAGUGCGGGCGCACCUUAUGAGAGAUAUCAUUUGGACCCAGGUGCGCAAGAAGACGUGAAGCAAUUCCUGUCUUUCCAACAACGUGGUAUGGCCCAUUUGAUGGAUACAGCUAAAACAGAUCUUGCAGCCCUCAACACUAUCGCAGAGGGGAUGGCCAAACUUGUCCGGGCCUAG
Pieris macdunnoughi is the source of this 1677-nucleotide messenger RNA. Lineage: Eukaryota; Metazoa; Arthropoda; Insecta; Lepidoptera; Pieridae. The record is from the annotation of a GenBank genome assembly.